Messenger RNA from Durusdinium trenchii, 1110 nucleotides. The record is from the annotation of a GenBank genome assembly. NCBI's taxonomy places the organism in Eukaryota, Dinophyceae, Suessiales, Symbiodiniaceae.
AUGCCCUCAGCAAGGCUGCUGGCCAAAGCGUUAAUGAUGAGACACAGGGGCUUAAUGCGCCCAAAACUGGAGAGGUGUAUGUCUGCAGUCUGCAUUGGAGGGUGCAUUGGCGUUUCGAGGAGCUUUAUCACAUGGACGGCCAAGUCCCACCUCUCCCACCUAUCCCACCCCCACUUGCGACCGCUGAGCUGGAAAUCGACAAAGUUCGGAUCUCCGGUUUUCUCACUUACUCGUCCUCGCGCACGGUCUGUUUCCGUCAGCUCAAUAGCACAACUGACACAACAGGCGGUUGAUGUCUCAAGCGGCUUCGUGGCCUUCGCAGCCAAAGCUUAUGGUAUUUUGCUUCUUGCAGUGUUUCUGCUGCAGAGAAAGUUGAUCUACCUACCCAGUGGACAGGUUGCCGAUCCGCGGGUAUACGGUGGUGAGGUGAUUCAAAUAGCUGGAGACUCCGGAACGACCUCAGCCGCUAUGUUCUUUCGGCCGCAGGGCUCAAAGCCCACCAUAGUGUUCUUCCACGGCAAUGCUGACCAGUUGGGCUGGGGUCCUGCAGACCUUGGGAGUCAAUUUUCACAGGCAGGGUAUGGCUUCUAUGGAAUUGAAUAUCCGGGCUAUGGCUUGGCCCGCCCUGGUUCUCCAACUGAAGAAUCUAUCUACACUUCAGCUGAAGCAAUGUUAAAUCACUUGGAAGAGAAGCUUAGUGUGGACAAAGCAUCAGUGGUGCUUGUUGGGCAAUCAAUUGGCUGUGGAGCCGCAGUCGAGAUGGCGAAACGCGGGUUUGGCCGGAAGCUGGUUUUGCUGAGUCCAUUUACGAGCUUGCCGAGAUUGUCGCAGAGGAUUUAUCCAAUCUUUGCUCCUGCCCUAAAGCUAUGCCCUUUCUUGCUCCUUGAUAAGUUUGACAACCUGGCCAAAGCAAAGGAUGUGAAGAUCCAAACCUUGGUCAUCCAUGGUGACGAAGACGAGAUUAUUCCCUUUGACAUGGGGCAAGAAUUAUCAGACGCGAUUCCAGGAAGUAUGCUCAUCGCUGCGAAAGGCUUUGGGCACAACGACCUGUUCAACUACCCUACACUCUUGAAACACAUCGCAAUGUUUGCAAGCAAGGGUGCGAGCUAA